AUGAAUAAGAAGCUGCAGCUUUCUGCCAGCCCGGGCCAAGACUCCCGCCGUCCUGCCUCCUCGCAGAGGGGGAAAGUGUGUAUGUCGAAGGCUGAACAUGUCCCUGCCUUCUCUGGCAGUCUUGCCAACAUUCCACUGACCCCUGAGACUCAGAGGGACCAGGAGCGGCGGAUUCGGAGGGAGAUUGCCAAUAGCAACGAGCGGAGGCGCAUGCAGAGCAUCAAUGCGGGCUUCCAGUCCCUCAAGACCCUCAUCCCCCACACAGAUGGAGAGAAGCUCAGCAAGGCAGCCAUUCUCCAGCAGACGGCGGAGUACAUCUUCUCCUUGGAACAGGAGAAGACCAGGCUCCUGCAGCAGAACACACAGCUCAAGCGCUUCAUCCAGGAGCUGAGCGGCUCGUCCCCCAAACGGCGGCGGGCAGAGGACAAGGACGAGGGCAUCGGCUCACCGGACAUCUGGGAGGACGAGAAGGCGGAAGACCUGCGGCGGGAGAUGAUUGAGCUGCGGCAGCAGCUGGACAAGGAGCGCUCGGUGCGCAUGAUGCUGGAGGAGCAGGUGCGCUCGCUGGAGGCCCACAUGUACCCGGAAAAGCUCAAGGUUAUUGCACAGCAGGUGCAGCUGCAGCAGCAGCAGGAGCAGGUGCGACUGCUGCACCAGGAGAAGCUGGAGCGGGAACAGCAGCACCUUCGGACCCAGCUCCUGCCCCCUCCGGCCCCCACCCACCACCCCACGGUGAUCGUGCCAGCACCACCACCCCCUCCUUCCCACCACAUCAAUGUCGUCACCAUGGGCCCCUCCUCGGUCAUCAACUCUGUUUCCACGUCCCGGCAAAAUUUGGACACCAUCGUGCAGGCGAUCCAGCACAUCGAGGGCACCCAGGAAAGGCAGGAGCAGGAAGAGGAACAGCGGCGAGCUGUAAUCGUGAAGCCCGUCCGAAGCUGCCUGGAGGCCCAGGCCUCUGACACUGCCUCCGAUUCGGAGGCCUCAGACAGCGACACCAUGGACCAGAGCCGGGAGGAGCCGGCUGGGACUGGGGGGCUUCCCUGACCACCCCCCAGCCCUCCUCUCCCUUCUGGGGGCUGGAGGGGGCCGGAGCAGCAACAGGGAAUACAUUCGGGCCAGCGAGUGAGGAAUUUUUACAAAAUUACGACGUCAUUUGGGUCUCUUUUAUGACCUCUUUUUCAAUACUGUAAAUCAACCUUUGAGCGAAGGCCACCCAACCUGAGGUCCUGGGGGCUGGGGUGGUGGGAGUGUGGGAGCACCGGGACAACUGGGGCUGGGCCUCACCCGCGGGGCUGGGGAAGCUGACACUUGAGGUGCCUGGCCUCUCUCUGCCAAAAAGCAUUUUUUUUUUUUCAUUUAAACAUGUUUUUAAGAACAGGGAAAAUCAAACAAAACCCCAACAUAUUUCUGCCCUCCCCAGAGCCAGCCCUACGACCAUCAGUUUUUAACUCCCCCUUCCCUCCUCUUUUUGGUUUUCUUCUUUCUCUAAGCACUUAAUGGGUUGGGGGUCUGGCUGGGUCAGGACUCUCUGGGGGGUCCGGGGUGGAAGUUGCUUUUGGGGUUUGCUGCUGCCCUUUUGCCCUGCCUUCCCUUCCCCACCUCAGCACUAGGAUUUGCCACUCUCUACCACCAGCUGGCCUCCACCUCUCCCUCCAGGUUUCCCAUCUUUGACCCCCCAAAAUGUCUUUGUCUCUCUUUUUGUUUUGUUUGUGGGGUUUUCUUUUGUUUUGUUUUUGUUUUCUUGUUUGUUUGGUUUUUUGUUUUUGUUUAUUUUUUGGGUUGUUUUUUUACAAUUUCGAGGUCUUUGUGUUCAAGGAGAGCUAUUAUAUUUUGUUAAGAAAAGGGGGGGGGAACCAAGAGGCCACCAUGCCUUUAUAAAGAAACGAAAUAAAGUUUGUACUUUGUUUUUUA
Miniopterus natalensis is the source of this 1914-nucleotide messenger RNA. The record is from RefSeq and is a predicted model, not a curated record. Lineage: Eukaryota; Metazoa; Chordata; Mammalia; Chiroptera; Miniopteridae.